Anthostomella pinea is the source of this 1086-nucleotide messenger RNA. NCBI's taxonomy places the organism in Eukaryota, Fungi, Ascomycota, Sordariomycetes, Xylariales, Xylariaceae. The record is from the annotation of a GenBank genome assembly.
AUGAAAAGAAUCCAAGGACAACUCCAAGAGCAGGCAAAGCGCGCCAAGGAAGUCCUAUUGUGGAUUACAUGUGCGAAGAGGCCGCUCACCAAACUAGAACUGCAACAUGCACUGGCCGUCGAAAUUGAUCAGCCGAACCUUGACCAAGAUAACCUCCCACAAAUAGGAGAUAUGGUUUCUAUAUGUGCUGGGCUGGUGACCGUUGAUGAAGAGAGCAGUAUCAUCCACCUAGUUCAUUACACAACACAGGAAUACUUUCAACGGACUAAGAGCGACUGGUUUCCCGACGCACAGGACUCCAUCACGGCAGUCUGUACCACCUACCUUGCCUUCAACGAUUUUUCAGACGGAUACGUGGCAACAGACAAAAAACUCAAGGAACGGCUUAAGUUGCACCAUUUUUAUGACUACGCGGCUCGCAACUGGGGAUAUCAUAGCCACGAAGUAUCGAACUGUCCAAAUGUUCUUUCAUUUCUCCAGAAGCCAGCCCAAGUCGAAGCAUCAAGUCAACUCCUCGGGAUUAGUGAUGGUUAUGAGUGGGAAGGUUACAGUCAGACAACGCCAAAGCACAUGACCGGAUUACACCUGGCAGCUUAUUUCGGUCUGAAGGGAGCUGUUGCGACACUGGCUGGAGACUUCCUCGCGAAUGUUGGAGAUAGCGACGGGCGGACGCCCCUGUCGUUGGCGGCACGGAACGGGCACGAGGCCGUGGUCCAGCUGCUGCUCGACACGGGGAACGUCAAUCCCGACUCAAAAGAUCGUAACGAGCGCACGCCGCUGUCGUGGGCGGCAGGGAGCGGGCACGAGGCCGUGGUUCAGCUGCUGCUCGACACGGGGAACGUCAAUCUCGACUCAAAAGAUAGCGACGGCGGGACGCCGCUGUCGCAGGCGGCAUGGCACGGGCACGAGGCCGUGGUCCAGCUGCUGCUCGACACGGGGAACGUCAAUCCCGACUCAAAAGAUAGCGACGGCGGGACGCCGCUGUCGCAGGCGGCAGAGGGCGGGCAUGAGGCUGUGGUCAGGCUGUUAGCAAAGAAAACCAAUUCUGAUUCUACUGAAACUACUGGACCGGCUGCACUCCAAUAA